AUGUCACAGGUGAUGCCCAGCUCCCUCCUGGCAGGAGGCCCCACUGUUGGCCUGGCCCCCUGCGAGGAGCCCGGGAAAGGCCUCCAUGCAGCCCCCCGGCCCAGCUUGCCGGCCCAGUGCCCCUACUACACCACGGAAGGCUGGGGGGCUCAGGUUCUGAUGGCCCCCGCCCCCAGCAAGGGGCCCCCGGGCAGACUCCAGCAGGUUCCACAGGCUGGAGCCAAAACCAAUGGCUUGGUGCGGCCCCCUGGGGACCAGGCCUCAGGGGCGCUAGAGGACCUCGACUCCUACCUCGACUUCUCCCUGGACGCGCUCAAGCACAUGAUGCUGGAACUGGACCCCAACUUCCAGCUGCUCCCCUCCGUCGCAGGUGGGCCCUGCCCCGAGCCCACCCAGAGCACCACCUGCAGGGCAAAGAAGGAGGAGCCUGAAGUCUUGGAUAUCAAGUACAUCGAGGUGAGCUCCACCAGAUCACGGUGCCACGAGGGCCCCCCACACAGCUUGAGCCCGACCGUCACCCCGCCCUUCAGCUCCGCCCACCCCGGAGGCCUGCUCCUUUCCAGAGAUGUCCCCAGAGAGACCCGCAGCAGCAGCGAGAGCCUCAUCUUCUCGGGGAAUCAGGGAAGGGGGCACCAGCGCCUCCUGCCCCACUGCGGGGUUCCCUCUGGUCACUCCUCGGCCUCUUCCAGCAUUGCCAUCCCACCCCUGGGGCACAGGGCCUCGGGCCCCCAUGACCUGGGCCUCACCUGGGGGACCUCUCCAAGUCUGGAGAAGGGGUUGGGCACUACAGCCCGUCAGCGGGGUAGCCGGGUCUCUGUACUGUCGGCCAGCCCAGCGUCUGACAUCAGCUACGACUUCGGAAGUAGCCAGUCCCUGCCCCACUCCAGCGUCUGCAGCCAUCGGUCAUCCUGCAGAUCCUCGGACAGCCCAGGCAACUCUUCCUCCAGCCUCCACAGCCUUGGACCAGGGUCCCCGUGUAUAAGAGCCAGCGACCUCCAGGUCCCCAGCACCCCCACCCCAAGCCUGGGCUCUCCCGGAGCAACCCACUCCCCACCGCUGGCCAAGGAGCAUGCCAGCAGCUGCCCCCCAUCCAUCACCAACUCCAUGGUGGACAUACCCAUUGUGCUGAUCAACGGCCGCCCAGAACCAGGAUCUCCUCCAUCCCAGAGAAACCUGGGACCCCAGGACCUUGUCCGAUCCGGGGCUGCUUCUGCCAGCUCCCCAGGGCCAGCCAUCAGAAGCCACAGCCAGACCCUGCCAGAGGCCUCGCCCACCGCAUCCCUGGAGGGACCCACUAGGGACAUGCAGCCCACCAUGAAGUUUGUGAUGGACACCUCUAAGUUCUGGUUUAAGCCAAACAUCACCCGAGAGCAAGCCAUCGAGCUGCUAAGGAAGGAGGAGCCGGGGACAUUCGUCGUGAGAGACAGCUCUUCCUACCGAGGCUCCUUCGGCCUGGCCUUAAAGGUGCAGGAAUCCCUGGCACCUGCACAGAAUCGACCAGGCCAAGACAGCAGUGACCUCAUCCGCCACUUUCUCAUUGAGUCUUCUGCCAAAGGAGUGCGCCUCAAAGGAGCAGACGAGGAACCCUACUUUGGGAGCCUCUCUGCCUUCGUGUGCCAACACUCCAUCAUGGCGCUGGCCCUGCCCUGCAAGCUCACCAUCCCACAGAAAGAAUUAGGAGGUGGAGGCGGGACCUCCGACCCCUCCACAGAUGGCCUGGCGUCCAGCCUGAAAAAAACUGCCGGCUGUCAUGCGCUAUACCUGAGUUCCGUGAGUGUGGAGACUCUGACCGGAGAGCUGGCCGUGCGCAAGGCCGUGUCCACCACCCUGGAGAGGGACGUCCUCCCCACACCCACCGUGGUCCACUUCAGAGUCACAGAGCAGGGCAUCACCCUGACUGAUGUCCAGCGGAAGGUCUUCUUCCGACGCCAUUACCCCCUUUCCACCCUGCGCUUCUGCGGCCUGGACCCUGAGCAACGCAAGUGGCAGAAGUACUGCAAGCCCUCCAGGAUCUUUGGGUUUGUCGCCAAGAGUCAGACCGAGUCCCAGGAGAAUGUGUGUCACCUCUUCACGGAGUACGACGCAGUGCAGCCAGCCGCACAGGUGCUGGGCCUUGUGGAAGCCCUGCUGCGGGGCCCGGAGAGGGCCUAAGCAUGCCACCAGGG
Messenger RNA from Sorex fumeus (smoky shrew), 2165 nucleotides. It is a transcript of the gene TNS4, whose product is annotated as tensin 4. The transcript is spliced from 12 exons. The record is from RefSeq and is a predicted model, not a curated record. Bases 1 to 2151 code for a protein of 716 amino acids. Gene Ontology annotation, molecular function: protein binding. Lineage: Eukaryota; Metazoa; Chordata; Mammalia; Eulipotyphla; Soricidae.